This is a messenger RNA of Lampris incognitus (smalleye Pacific opah), 1253 nucleotides long. RefSeq lists its product as uncharacterized. Bases 161 to 1237 code for a protein of 358 amino acids. Gene Ontology annotation, molecular function: G protein-coupled receptor activity. Gene Ontology annotation, biological process: G protein-coupled receptor signaling pathway. Lineage: Eukaryota; Metazoa; Chordata; Actinopteri; Lampriformes; Lampridae. The record is from RefSeq and is a predicted model, not a curated record. Gene Ontology annotation, cellular component: membrane. The transcript has 2 exons.
UUCCCAUUUGAACCUCGGCGCGCGCAUACAUACACACACACACAUACACACGCGCGCGGGCGAGAGCGCAACUAUUGACGAUGCGCCAUCCAGUCGCGUCCUUCCCCCGUCCGUCUCCUCUCUCGCCGCACAGCUCUACGAUGACCGACGCGACCCCGGAAUGAUGUCACUUUUCAACGGCACCGGGGGACCAGAUGUUAUAGAGGACUACGCCUGCGUGCGGUUUUACGUGUCCACCGUCUCUUUCUCGAUCCUGCUGUUCUUCAACCUCGUCAUAAACUGGACCAUCGUCUGCCAAGUGCGGCUUCGGGGACACGCGCGGUUCGUGCUGAUCUUCCACCUCCUGCUGUCCGCGCUGGUCUACCUGGGCACGAGCAGCAUCUUCCACUAUCAGAUACACGUGAAAGCGCGGCCCGGCCUGUCCUGCUGCCUGGCCAUGGUCACCAUUUUAAUCACCAGCGCCUCCAAUAUCCUGCUGACGCUGACGACCAUGGCCUUGGACCGAUAUUUCGCCAUUUGCCAUCCUUUGCGGUACAGUUCACUGUGCAGCGGUCGACACUGGCCCUGGUUGGUCGGGCUCCUGACGUGGGGGCUCGCAUUGAUAAUCCCUCUCUGUCUGCUCCCCAGCACGGACAGAAAUGCCACCGGGCCGGAGGGGGAGUGCGGACGCGAGCAGCUGAAGAAAGGCGAGCUGCAGAAGGUGCUGCUGAUAACUUUGUGCACUUUGCUCAUACUGUACAGUUAUGUGCGGAUACUGAUGGAGGGAAGGCGCCUGGGAGUGCUGAACAGACGCAACAGUGUCGGAUUCAGGACGAUCGCCCUGCACUGCACCCAGCUGGCCGUCUACAUCCUGCCCAACUUUGUCAACUUUCUGCUCGCGGUUCUCCUGAAACACGGACACUUUCAGCCGCAGAUGAAGGAGCUCUCGUCGGUGGUGGUGUUUGCCUUCUUCAGCUUGGCGCAGUGCAUUGCGCCGGUCGUGUACGGUUUGCGCAAAGAGGAGCUUCUGGAGGAGUUGAGCGUGAGGUUCCCGUGCUGUUCCCCCUACUUAAAAAGUAUCAUUGGGUGGACUGUGCAUGCAAAUUGGACAUACAGCCACCCCAAACCACGAGAAAGGACUCUGACAGCCCAGGCCAUCAUAUCUAUGGAGGAGCCCCAGGCUGCACUUGAGGACAGCGCGCCAGAGUCACUGACCAGGUCCUCACAGGACCCAUGCUCAUCUCAAGGCAACGUCUGACAAGAAAUACAAGGAA